Molecule: messenger RNA, 2539 nt
Organism: Ixodes scapularis (black-legged tick)
Lineage: Eukaryota; Metazoa; Arthropoda; Arachnida; Ixodida; Ixodidae
Product: transmembrane protein 170A
Exons: 4
Coding region: 406-801 (131 amino acids)
Source: RefSeq, a predicted model, not a curated record
AGCGUUUAUUGUAAGACAUGGGCAGGACUGGUACUUUUCAAUGCCCCUCGAUACGAGAGUCGGUGUUUCGGUUCCCGUGUAUUUUGAUAUCAUGCAUCUUCCUCAGUGCGGUGUGAACCUUGUAGAUGGGGCAUUUUUACUUCACUGCUACUCGGAACUGUUGGACUAACACGGCGUCCCACUUGAAAGUCUCUGUUCCAUAAGCUGAGUUCGCACAGCACAACGUCGAUACAUCCAUUCAGGGACUUGUACGCUGAUAAGCCAGAUCGCCACAUCGAAGCGGGCACCUCUGGCUGUAUGAAUAUUGUACCGAAGGGCAGCCUAUUAUGCCUUAAAGAUGAUUUUGAUUGGUUUCGAGUACCCUGCUCGGAAUAGCACAGUCCAGAUCCAGAGCAAGUACCCCAGAUGGCCGCCGGAGCAGACUUCGAGACGUCGGACCUGGACUCCGUCAUCAACGUCAUCGGACUGACUCCCAGCGACCCCCUUGACACCUUUGUCGAAAUCUGGUACCAGGUGUUUCUGUGGGCACUGUUCUCAUCGCUCUUCGUGCACAUCAUUGCGGCAGUGGUUGCCUUCAGCAUGUUAAGGAAGCAGAAGAUUGGCCGCUUCACCCCGCUCCUUAUUCUUGUCAUGGGGUUGGUCGCGCCACUUACGGGUGGUGCUCUUUCAAGUGCAGUGAUUGCAGGGGUCUACCGAGCUGCCCGUUUCCAAAUGAUGCCCUUCUACGCGCUGGUCUGGGGUUGCGGACAGACAGUGUUUGCAGUUAUCAUGUCCUACACGCGGGUCCUCGCAACACUGUGAAGUGCGGGAAGCAGCAAGUUCGACGUGACGCUCUUGGCAGAGCGGAACACCGGGCCCAGCUAUGCAGCAGGAAGGACAGCUACUGGGGCAGUGCAGGUCAUGUGACCAACACCUGUGCUUCCGUUGUUGUUGUUUUGUUCUAGACAAGCAGUUUUCAAUAUGUUGGUUGCCCACAGCAGAGAAUCGUGAAUUGUGCUGCACGCUAGCGGUGCACCAGAAGCACGGGCUGCAACUUAAUCUAAGCUCUGUACAGACUGAAGCCUCGGGUGUCUGCAGGCAAAAGUCAUAGCGCAAUUCAGCUUCACCGAGACGAGUCACUGGUCUCGGUUUGCGCAGCGUUUUCUUUGGUUUAUGAUGAAUCCAUGUGGCUAUUAUAUGGCAAAUGGAGAAAUUCAAGUUUCACAUCAGGGAACCACAUGAUUUCGAAUGAGGCAAAAAAGAGGACUAGAUUUGUGAUGCUAGGUAUUAUAGCCCCUGUGAGUUGAUGUGUGCCCCGAUUGUGGCGAACCAAUGCCUGCGGUGGCCGGUGUGUGCAUUGUAGGAAACUUUCCCAAUUAAGUGUGUGAUGUGGCUGAUGGUGAGAUGCUGGUUUUGAGAUUGGGGGGCAGCGGUGACUGAUAGUGAUUGUUUCACUGUGAAAUUGAUAGCUGGGAUGACAGUGAUUGCUGAAAAUCUUUUCUUUUUGUUCAAUCUUCUUUUCACGAAAUUUGACUCCUCUAUUUUGGAGCACAGUUUCCGUGAAAGUGGCCAUUGUUAGCAAGCUCAAUUGUUAGCUCUGUUUUCUUGUUCUUGUAAUUCUUUGUUCACAUGGUUUUGGCAUGUCGUUAAAUUUUGUGCCCAACUGUUUGAGUUUCUUUGGGAAUUAGCAAUUGUCGGUAACCCUCAUGCACCAACAAAAAUUCAGUCCACUUGUUAUCGAAUUGAAUUUUCUACGUAAUUUAUUUGCAUCAACUGUUUGCUAAGUAUAUCGACGUGCCUGUUAGGCAAUACCAAGCACAUUCUCUUUGUUACAGCUCAAAGAGCAUAUCGGGGGUCAAUUUUCUGGAUGGAUGCCGAAAUUCGAGGUCAAAGGCAUAUCUACCUAUUUCCUUAAUUGGGAGCUUGAUUGAGCACCUUUUGUUUCAAACCUACACAUUUGGUUUUGCUGAGGCUAUGUUUGUUUCCCUUUCUUGGCUUGCCUUAAAAUCACAAUGUUUUGCUUGGAAUCAUUCCAAGCAUGAUACAUAAUACUCAAACGAGUCAACAUGAUUGUGUACUGCCAUCUUGCAAACUUUGUUACUUUGCAAUAUUUUGUUUAGCAAUCCUUUUUUGCUGGAACAACAUUUUCAGUCUGGCUUUAUUGAGUGGACGAAAGCUUAUGCAGAAACCUUAACCCAAAGGCUUUCUAUAGUGGGGCAGUUUUCGUCGAUUGCAGUUUGAUUUCAGAACUGGGAAGUGUAAGAAAAGGACAGCUGUCAGAGCAGACGAGAUGCGAGACCAAGAUGGUCACAAGGGCUUGUAUUAAAGUGUACAGUAUGUCUCCUUUUGGGACAGAAUGUCUUUGUACAUAGUGUACAUAGGGCUGUUUAUAGGAAGACUCAUGUCGGGAGAGUUUAGGAAAGAAAACUUAUUGUGCGAGUGUUGUGAAUAGUGUAUAUAGUGGUGCAUAAAGGCAACAUGCCGGUGUGCAAGGUGGGUAAAUGGGCCGACAAAAUGGCGUUGUGCUUUAUUUUUGUCGAAUAAAAUGCUAAAUAAGGUU